AUGAGUGAAAUGAGUGUGAAAUCUGACACCCCUCCAUUUACUCAAGAAAUUCCAGUUCCUGCUGGAAUCCAUGUCCCUCCCAAUGCCUUGCGACUCGUCCGCCAGGUUGAUGGGAUCUCUCCUUCGUUCCCCACCAACCCCUAUCGCUUUGCCAUUCCGGGGCAUACUCCUGAAGAUGCACAACAGUUUGUUUGUGCAAUGGGGGCGACCAUCCGGUGGACACUUCAAAAGGGCACCGACAACACCCUGAAACUGAAAGACACACCAAAGGGUCGUGGUCGUCGGCCGGAGUUCUCCUUCAAACUGGAGUAUAAAUGUCCUCGUGGUGGACACCUUGACCGGGCCCCCAACUCACGAAAGCAUCAUCCAUCACGCAAAUGUGGAUGCUUGGCCAAGUUCGUAAUUACCCACGACAUCAAAACCAACACUCUCCGGGUUGUAUGGUCUUGGAACCACAACCAUGAUCCUUACUCCUACGAGGACAUGAAGCGUUGUCAAACACCUGAAAAUGUAGACCGAUGGCUCAACCGAACUUAA
Messenger RNA from Puccinia graminis f. sp. tritici CRL 75-36-700-3, 537 nucleotides. RefSeq lists its product as uncharacterized. NCBI's taxonomy places the organism in Eukaryota, Fungi, Basidiomycota, Pucciniomycetes, Pucciniales, Pucciniaceae. Bases 1 to 537 code for a protein of 178 amino acids. The transcript has 2 exons. The record is from RefSeq and is a predicted model, not a curated record.